Messenger RNA from Brassica rapa (field mustard), 1055 nucleotides. RefSeq names its product 40S ribosomal protein S2-2. Gene Ontology annotation, cellular component: cytosolic small ribosomal subunit; ribosome. The record is from RefSeq and is a predicted model, not a curated record. Gene Ontology annotation, biological process: translation. Lineage: Eukaryota; Viridiplantae; Streptophyta; Magnoliopsida; Brassicales; Brassicaceae. Gene Ontology annotation, molecular function: structural constituent of ribosome; RNA binding.
UUCCCUCGCUUUAUCGACAAUGGCCGAAAGAGGUGGAGAACGCGGCGCUGAGCGUGGCGGUGACCGUGGUGGGUUCGGACGUGGAUUCGGCGGUCGUGGCGGCGGAAGAGGCGGUCCAAGAGGCCGUGGACGACGUGCAGGCCGUCCCACAGAGGAAGAGAAAUGGACACCAGUCACCAAGCUCGGUCGUCUCGUGCGAGAUGGUAAAAUCAAGCAGCUAGAGCAGAUCUAUCUCCACUCUCUCCCUGUCAAGGAGUACCAGAUCAUAGAUCUCCUCGUUGGACCUUCGUUGAAAGACGAGGUUAUGAAGAUCAUGCCUGUCCAAAAACAGACUAGAGCUGGUCAGAGGACAAGGUUCAAGGCCUUUGUCGUUGUCGGAGAUGGUAAUGGACAUGUCGGGUUGGGAGUGAAGUGCUCGAAGGAGGUUGCGACUGCUAUCAGAGGUGGGAUUAUUCUUGCGAAGCUCUCUGUUGUUCCGGUGAGGAGAGGUUAUUGGGGUAACAAGAUUGGGAAGCCACAUACAGUUCCUUGUAAGGUUACUGGGAAGUGUGGUUCUGUUACAGUGAGGAUGGUUCCAGCUCCCAGAGGUGCUGGUAUCGUGGCGGCUAGGGUUCCUAAGAAGGUUCUUCAGUUUGCUGGUAUUGAUGAUGUCUUCACUUCCUCCAGAGGAUCUACCAAAACCCUCGGAAACUUUGUCAAGGCUACAUUUGAUUGUCUCCAGAAGACAUAUGGGUUCCUUACACCAGAGUUCUGGAAAGAGACGAGUUUCAAAAAAUCUCCGUACCAAGAGUACACUGAUUUCUUGACUACUAAGGCUGAUUCUGCUGCCAAGGUUAUUACCGAGGUUGAAGACCAAGCUUAAAGAUUGUACGGCCUUUAUGAAUUUUGAGUAUUAUCAGUUAAGACAUGGUUUUAUUAUAGGGUUUGGCUGUUGCAAAUGUUUUUCCCAUCUUAUCUGAUUUGGCUAAAGAUUUUGUACUAUGGUAGUUCUGUCAUAAUACUUUUACUGCAAGUCAGUUUUCAUGAAUAGCAUUUUCAGUCAUUUUGCUUUUUUA